Molecule: messenger RNA, 1974 nt
Organism: Chroicocephalus ridibundus (black-headed gull)
Lineage: Eukaryota; Metazoa; Chordata; Aves; Charadriiformes; Laridae
Gene: ATAT1
Product: alpha tubulin acetyltransferase 1
Exons: 10
Coding region: 131-979 (282 amino acids)
Biological process (GO): alpha-tubulin acetylation
Cellular component (GO): microtubule
Molecular function (GO): tubulin N-acetyltransferase activity
Source: RefSeq, a predicted model, not a curated record
ACGAUUGGCUGAGCCGUUGCUAGGGGGCGUGGUUAGCGGCGGCCGGGCCUGGCGGUGGCGGCGGGGCCGGGCCGGGCCCGGCGGGCGGAGGAGGUAGCGGGGCCGGGCCCGGCGGGCGACCGGAGCGGCCAUGGAGUUCCCUUUCGACUUGUCACCUGUGCUGGGCGACCGAGUCUGCGUGGUGGACCAGCACCUGCGGCCCGCCGGGCGCCGCGGGCCCACCCACCGGGGGGACCUGGAGCAGCAGCUGCGGACAGUCAUCGAUGAGCUGGGCAAGGCCUCAGCCAAGGCCCAGGGCCUCCCCACCCCCGUCACCAGCGCCGCGCGCAUGGAGGCGAACCGCCACGUCCUCUACAUCCUCCGUGCCCCCGAUGGGCGGGGGACCCCCAAAGGUGCUGUCAUUGGCUUCCUCAAGGUUGGCUACAAGAAGCUUUUCCUCUUGGACCGUAAUGGUGCCCACAAUGAAGCGGAACCACUUUGCGUGUUGGAUUUUUACAUCCAUGAGUCGUUGCAACGACACGGUUAUGGGCGGCAGCUCUUCCAGCACAUGCUGCAGAGCGAGAGGGUGGAUCCCUGGCGUUUGGCUGUCGACCGCCCCUCUGAGAAGCUCCUGGCUUUUCUCCGCAAACACUACGGCCUCACUGACGCCAUCCCACAGGUGAACAACUUCGUUAUCUUCGAGGGUUUCUUCUCCAACCGACCGGUUCCCCCCCGCCGGCCACCCCCCAAGCGCCCCGAGGAGGAGAUCAAGCCCUACUCGCUCUCGGAACGUGACUUUCUGCGAGAAGAGGCGGAGCCUCCUUGGCCAUUCAACUUGACUCCUGGGCGAGCCGGGGGGUCGCCGGUUCGAGGCAGCCUCCGGCCCUUUUUGGUGCGGCGGGAGACGACGGACGGACAAACAGAGCCCCCGACGACGGACAGACGGACAGACGCCCCCCAACAGCGUCGCGCCAGCUCUCUCGGGCGAACCGGUCGUUGAGCCCCACGGCAGCUUCUCCCCACGGCAGGGCCGUGGGGGGCUCGUAGCCUGCUGGGUGUGGGGUGAAGGAAUGUGGGGUGCCCGGCUCUGUCCCACUGGUGCCCCCUUCCUGUCCCACAGCUCCCAGGGGGUGCCAGUUCCUGCCCUGUAGCCCAUAUGGGUGCCUGUCCCCCCCCACCAGUCCCUGUGGGUGCCCAUCCCUUCCCCAUAGCCCCAGUGGGUGCCCGUCCCUGCCCCAUGGGUGCCUUCCCCUGCCCCACAGCUCCUGUGGGUGCCCAUCCCUGCCCCACGGGUGCCCCUUUCCUGCCCCAUAGUCUCUGUGGGUGCCUGUCCCCACCCCAUAGUAACUGUGGGUGCCCAUCCCUGCCCCACAGGGGCUUCCCCCUGCCGCACAGCUCCCAUGGGUGCCCAUCCCUGCCCCACAGCUCCCCCAUGAAUGCCUGUCCUCACCCCAUAGCUCCCAGGGAGGGCCCCUUCCUGCCCCAUAGCCCCUGUGGGUGCCUGUCCGUGCCCCAUGGGUGCCCAUCCUUGCCCCAUAGCUCCCGGGGGGGGCCCUCCUGCCCCAUGGGUGCCCUCUUCCUGCCACAUAGCCCCUGUGGGUUCCUGUCCCUGCCCCACAGGUGUCCUCUUCCUGCCCCAUAGCCCCUGUGGGUGCCUGUCCCUGCCCCAUAGGGGUCUCCUCCUGCCUCACAGUUCCCAUGGGUGCCUGUCCCUGCCCCACAGCUCCUGUGGGUGCCCAUCCCUGCCCCAUAGGGGCUUCCCCCUGCCCCACAGCUCCCAUGGGUGCCCAUCCCUGCCCCACAGCCUCCCCAUGGAUGCCUGUUCUCACCCCAUAGCUCCCGGCAAGGGCCCCUUCCUGCCCCAUACCUCCCAGAGGGUUCCAGUUUCUACCCUACACGUGCCUGUCCCUGCCCCACAGCCCUGGGGGGAGGGGGGAUGCCCUUCCCCUUCCCCCCCUUUUUUUGGUUACGUUUCAAUAAAAACGGUGACUCUCA